AUGCCUCGUUCACUACUUCUGAUUGUGCUCCUGUGUUGUCUUCCUCUGGCAACCUGUUUGCACUGUUACACCUGCGUCUUCCCCUCCAUCUCUCCUAUGGACUGCCUACAGUUUCCCCAGGAAUGCCCGGCUGGACAACUCUGCCUGUCGAGCACUGCGACGGGAAUACGAGGUCCUCUACAGGUGACGAUGUACGAGAAAAGCUGCGCUCUUCCCACCCAGUGUGGCAUUAGUGGGCAGAAAUACACCACAGGUCUGUUCUUCAACUACACCAACAUCUGCUGUGAUACGGACCUGUGUAACGCGGCUGUGACCGCUGCUGCCCUCAGCUGGGGAGGAGUGGUGCUCUGCCUGCUGCCUGCGCUCAGUCUCCUGCUGGCCUGA
Messenger RNA from Scomber japonicus (chub mackerel), 384 nucleotides. Its product is annotated as prostate stem cell antigen-like. Lineage: Eukaryota; Metazoa; Chordata; Actinopteri; Scombriformes; Scombridae. The record is from RefSeq and is a predicted model, not a curated record. Bases 1 to 384 code for a protein of 127 amino acids. The transcript is spliced from 3 exons.